This is a messenger RNA of Ilex paraguariensis (yerba mate), 330 nucleotides long. The record is from the annotation of a GenBank genome assembly. Lineage: Eukaryota; Viridiplantae; Streptophyta; Magnoliopsida; Aquifoliales; Aquifoliaceae.
AAUUCCAUUUCCCCUAAAAUUCUGAACUUCUCUUUAAUCUUCUCCAAUCUCCUCAACUUCUUGGUGAUGGCUCGUACAAGAGUGAUGUCUAUGGAGGUAGUUGAUGCCGUUGAGAGUGUAUGGAGGUUGUUUUUGGUGGCUCUUGGGUUGGGGGCACUGUUGAUGCUCAUGGCCCCAACCAAGAGCACUAGCCCCGGUGCUUCUCCACUCCUUCUCGCUCCACAUCCAAGAAGAGGACCAGUGAGCAUCCUAGCUCCCAAGAUAAGGCAGAGUGGAGGACAAAGGCAAGACACGACGCCUACAAGCAACGUAUCGAGGAAAAGGGCGUAA